Messenger RNA from Eucalyptus grandis, 2238 nucleotides. Its product is annotated as polyamine oxidase 5. Gene Ontology annotation, biological process: polyamine catabolic process. The record is from RefSeq and is a predicted model, not a curated record. Gene Ontology annotation, molecular function: polyamine oxidase activity. NCBI's taxonomy places the organism in Eukaryota, Viridiplantae, Streptophyta, Magnoliopsida, Myrtales, Myrtaceae. Gene Ontology annotation, cellular component: peroxisome. Bases 639 to 2123 code for a protein of 494 amino acids. The transcript has 10 exons.
CUCUUUCUGGCGUUUCUUGUCUUCAUCUUCUUCCUCCCACCUUCGGUCCCCUUCGUUCGAUUCCAUGCAAAUUGCGAGCAUCAGCAGCAGAACAACAGCUCACGCACAGACACCCGUCGGUCUCCUUCGCCUAUAAAUACAGCGGCGCGCGGAGGAGGACAAGCACCGACGCCUGAGAAAGAGAGGCGAAGAAGAAGGAGAAGAAGAAGUAAUAUUUGCCAGCUUUCCUCGCCGCGAUCCGACCCAUGCGACCGGCGCUGACCGACCCACCAUUGAUACUCGGUGAACUCCCGGCGGUGCCAGAAUCGAAGGCGGGUUUGGGUCCAUCUCCUUCCUUAUGAGCUGUUUUGACGAGCUUCGGUGUUCCUCCAACCUCAGCCGCUUCGUCGCGGGCCUCCUCCUCCUCAUUCUCUACCAUUCCUUCCAAUUAGUCUCCAAUUUCCCGAUUCCUAUACACCCUUAAUCGCAGAGGACGCCCGUGUGCACACUCCUUUGUUUUCAUCUCACCGUCCCCGGCGUUGUUCGAGAGAGAGAGAAAAGAGAGAUAGAGAGAGAGAGGACGAGAAGGAAAUUCGUUUGUUUGUUUGUUCCUCGGUGUUGUUGCUGGUGCUUCUGAUUCGGUCGGACAGGCUCUGCGUAUGGAUCCCAAGGAAUCAUUAUUGUCAUCGAUCCCUUUGCUCGACGGCACCAUAUUUUCUCAUUUUGAGAGAGAACAAGCUUCGUUCCCAUCAGUCAUCGUGAUUGGUGGUGGAAUAUCUGGGUUAGCAGCGGCCCGUGCUCUUCAUGAUGCAUCUAUUAAGGUCAUCUUACUGGAAUCUCGGGAUAGAAUUGGUGGUCGCAUUCAUACUGACUACUCAUUUGGGUUCCCUGUGGAUAUGGGGGCCUCAUGGCUACAUGGUGUUUGCAAUGAGAAUCCAGUGGCACCUCUGAUACGUCGUUUAGGGCUUACCUUAUACCGUACCAGUGGGGACAACUCUGUCCUCUAUGACCAUGAUUUGAAAAGUUGUAUAAUUUUUGAUACAAAUGGCCAGCAAGUUCCCCAGAACUUGGUCAGUGAAGUAGGUGAAAAAUUCGAGAUAAUUCUCAAAGAGACAGAUAAAGUAAGGAACGAAAAUGCUGACGAUAUGUCUGUUCGUCAAGCUAUAUCGAUCGUGUUAGACAGACAUCCAGAGUUGAGACAAGAAGGGCUUGCAAAUGAAGUGUUGCAAUGGUUUAUUUGUCGAAUGGAGGCUUGGUUUGCAGCAGAUGUGGAUAAAAUAUCAUUAAAAAGCUGGGAUCAGGAACAGGUUCUUUCUGGUGGUCAUGGACUUAUGGUGGAAGGCUAUGAUCCUGUAGUAAAGGCUCUUGCCAAGGACAUUGAUAUACGCUUGAACCACAGGGUUUCAAAGAUAUAUUAUGGACGCAAUAAGGUCAAGGUCGUGGUUGAGGGCGGAAAGAAAUUUGUUGCGGAUGCAGCUAUAGUUACAGUUCCUCUUGGUGUUCUCAAAGCAAAUUUAAUUAAGUUUGAGCCUAGGUUGCCAGAGUGGAAGGUUUCGGCUAUCACAGAUCUUGGAGUGGGCAAUGAAAAUAAGAUAGCCUUACUAUUUGAUAACGUUUUCUGGCCAAACGUGGAGUUACUAGGUGUUGCUGCCUCCUCUUCUGAUGCUUGUGGUUAUUUUCUCAAUCUUCACAAGGCAACUGGUCAUCCUGUUCUUGUCUUUAUGGUUGCGGGGAUGUGUGCUCACUAUCUCGAGCAUCUAUCUGAUGAGUCUGCUGCUGGUUUUGUCAUGUCGCUGCUUAAGAAAAUGUUCCCUCAUGCGACUAAGCCGGUUAAGUACCUCGUGUCCCAUUGGGGUAAAGACCUCGACUCUCUCGGCUGCUACUCUUAUGAUCUGGUGGGAAUGCCGAUGGACUUAUAUGAUAGACUGAGAGCGCCAAUUGGCAACCUUUUCUUUGGAGGGGAAGCCGUGAGCAUGGACCAUCAGGGAUCCGUGCACGGGGCUUACUCGGCCGGAGUAAUGGCAGCUGAGAAUUGUCAGAGGCUGCUAUUGAACCACGGUGGUUUAAUACAGAACGUGAAUCUGGCUUCUUUUCGGGUGGAGAGCGUUCAAGCUUCAUCUCCUCUUCAAAUCUCAAGGAUGUGAAGCAUUGGCAUGCCCCCCGUGAAAUCUAUUUACAUUUACUAAAUAAAUAUUCUGGACAAGGAUAAUUUGAAAAUUCAAGCAAUGAAUGAUUUGUGCUGAAAAGUUUGAUUUCUCA